Messenger RNA from Sceloporus undulatus (fence lizard), 2584 nucleotides. RefSeq names its product golgi associated kinase 1B (gene GASK1B). The record is from RefSeq and is a predicted model, not a curated record. Bases 427 to 2052 code for a protein of 541 amino acids. NCBI's taxonomy places the organism in Eukaryota, Metazoa, Chordata, Lepidosauria, Squamata, Phrynosomatidae. Gene Ontology annotation, cellular component: Golgi apparatus. The transcript has 5 exons.
UCAGCCCCUCGCCGCAGAUUAAAAAAUCAUAACUCUGGCCACCAAAAUGGAAAUAUUAAGAGAAGUGGAGUCUGGUGAAAGAGAAAGAGUGCACCAGCCCAGAAGGGACUCCCAGACUUUUCAUACUGUGAUUCAGUUAACUUUGUUUACACAACCGACUCCAUUCAUUCAUUGAAACAAAAUCACACCCUCUGAGGUGGCUGAUAAGAUUUUAACAGCCUGUGGAGGGGAGAGCCUGUCAUAUUCAUUAGGACUGAACAUUCACAUUCCUAGGACAUUUCCAGUGUGUGUACAGACACAAAAACACACACAGCUGGAAAAGGAGGAGGAGAAAUCUGGUCAUUUAGAAGGCAUGCAUCAUCACCACGCUAGCUGGCAAGCAGUGGAUUCUUAAAACUGUUUUCAUCAUGUGGAUUAAUUGGAGAAAUGAGCUUCCUGGAUCAGACAUGCCAAAUUAUAAACUGGCUCAUUUUCUCUCUGCGUUUGCCCCGGUUGCUGAGACUCUGGAGUGGCCGGUGCCCAAGGACCAGAAAGAAUUUGCUGUUGGGCACAGCCUUUGUGAUCUAUCUGGGUUUCCUCAUCAGUCAAGUAGGCCAUGUUGUACCACAGCACAAAGGAGGACCUCCAAAGGAAAGCACUUGGAAUCUUCAAGAUGCUGACCAGACCCUUUCUCUUGAAAUCCCAUUGGAUGGCACCUUGUUGCUUCCAGACUUGGAAAGACCCACAGUGGGGACAAAUGACACUUCAGCAUUGCCCAACGUGGUGUACAUCACCCUGCGCUCCAAGCGCAGCAAACCUGCCAACAUCCGAGGCACUGUGAAGCCUAAGCAAAGGAAGAAGCAAGCCAUGUCAAUGCACUUUGGAAACAGGUAUCCGCUAACUGGCAUGAGCCAGGAGAAGACCUUCAUCCAAAAAUUACUUCAUGGGACUAGUGAGUCCACAAGCAAGGGGAGAACAGCUAUUCCAGAAAAAUCCAGGCAGCCCCACAGGGAAGAAUACAAAGAGAAAGAAGUGUCAAGAAAUGAUAAAAGGCACUGGAGACCUGCAAUGACAAUAAAAAAUGGGCAUGUUCAACCCAGUGCUCAGGAGAGUAAUAUCAGGAUAUAUAGUGAGAGCCCACCACCUUGGCUGAGCAAAGAGGACAUCUCCAAUAUGCGUCUUCUGGCAGAUGCCAAAAUAGACAGUGUCCAAGAGGCACCUUUUCAACGCGGCGUACUUCUAGUAUUUCGAAAGACUGCUGCUGUGAACAGGCCAACCAAAGGCAGUGUUUGCAGCCAAGGACACUGCGGGCUUAUCAAGAGGCCUUUUGACAUGAGUGAAGUGUUUGCCUUCCAUUUGGAAAGAAUCCUGGGGCUGAACCGGACCUUGCCUACAGUAAGCCGGAAAUCAGAAUUUGUACUAGAUGAUCAACCAUGUCCUAUUAUUCUGUGGGAUCCUUCCUUGGCUCAGACAGACAAUGAGACACACUCAUCAGUGAAGCUGAAUUGGGGGGCCUACAAGGAACAGCUGAAGCACAAGUGCUGGCAAAACGGCAAAGUGCCCAAAGUAGAAUGGGGAUGUAUUGGCAUCCAUCAUUAUGAAUGGUCCAAGAUGGCACUCCUUGAUUUUCUUUUACAGAUAUAUCACCGCUUGGAUAAGAACUGCUGUGGGUUCAAACCACGUAAGGAGGAUUCCUGUGUACAGAAAGGUCUGAGUGGGAAUUGCGAUGACCAAGAUAACAUUGCUUUGACACAUAUUAUCCAGAGAAAAGAUGAUCCAAGGCAUUUGGUUUUUAUAGACAAUAAAGGCUUCUUUGAUCGUAGUGAAGAUAAUCUGGAUUUCAAAAUACUGCAAGGCAUAAAUGAGUUCCCUGAAUCAGCAGUCUCUAUGCUGAAAAGCCAGCGCUUGCGAGAAAAGCUUCUUCAGUCUUUGUUCCUUGACAGAAUUUUUUGGGAAAGCCAAGGUGGUCGACAAGGCAUUGAAAAGCUGAUUGAUGUGGUUGAACGGAGGGCCAAAAUUCUCCUCACCUACAUUAAUGCACAUGGAGCAAAAGUACUCCCAAUGAAUGAAUGAGGCAGCUAUCCUAUGCAUAGUUAUGUGAGAGUAAUCCUCACUGAAGACAGCAGUAUUUACAUCUAAAUGUUGUUGAACAUCAGAUCUCAGCAAGCUGAGCCAAUAUAGCCAGGAAUGAAGAAUGCUGGGAGAUGCAGUUCAGUAACAUUGAGGGCUGCACAGUUCCCAUGACUGAUCUAAAUAAACAAGGAUCAUGCUGUGAAUGAAUGAUAUUAGAAAUAAAAAACACACAGACUCUACCUGAUGUAAAAUUAAUCAAUUCUUUUAUAUUGCAGUCCUAAAAACAUUUGCCAAAUAGUAACUUCUUUUGAACUUAGUGGACUUACUACUGAGUAGACUUAUAUAUGAAUGCACUAUCAUUUCCCAACAUCUCAACAAAUAAUAAAUCUAACAUUUUAAAAUAGGAAUUCAUAAAAAUAACCAGGACAGCUAGAGGUUCUCUAACCAUGGAUCUAACUUUAGCACUAUGGUCCAAAACACACUGCAGAAAUAAUCCAGUUUGAGAGAACUUUGGGUCCAUUCACAUUACAAA